UCUGCUUCUCAUGAAUGGAUACUUUCCAGCCUAGUUAGACGGUGGGUCGUUCCAGCAUCCUGGGCGACUCCACUGCUUCUUGCUCCAAAUAACAGGAGCCUGUACAUUUUUAGAGGCGAAUGCUGGUGUGUGAAUGCCAGAGAGAAAAUCUAAACCGGAGACGGUACAACAAGCGAACUGAAUUAAAAUCGCUUUGGCUAUCUCAGCCUCAGUAUCCUGUAUCAAGAAAUGUCGUGCAUCAUGUUAGACCUUUGAAUCUGAUAACUGGUGACAACACAUCCUAUUUCUGGCUCUUUUGGAUAUAUUUCAGUGGGAGUGAAAGGGCUAACAAGCUUUGUUCAGGAAGCACAUAACGAGUUCUUAUAUCUCAGGAGAAUUUUUACCAACUGAUGCAAAACAGAAACACAACAGGAAUCUAAAAGAGCUACAAUAAACAUGGCAAAUGGAAGUUUGAAGUGAAAAAACUACAAACCUCAGCAAUGUUUUAUUAAAUAUGCAGUGGAAAAUAAAUCAACAUAUUUCAACUCCACAGAUGUCUUUUGAUAAAUUUGAUGGGCAAAGCCUACCUUUUGUUAGGUGUUUUCCAAGCCAAUCCCAGAUAAUUGCAUAGACUGCUAACACCGCAGCAACUCAACAAUAUUUUUUUUCUUGGCUGUAUUAUGUCAGAAAUGAUAAUUCCAUAACUAUGGCAUGUAAAAGAGAUUUCUAUUUUUGGUCUGAACGGUUAUCUUUGCUUUUAUUUCUGGUUAGCUUUCAAUGGCUUGGUCCUGUUAUUGGAAAGCCAAAAGCAUCAUCACGUCCCCAUGUGAAUUCCAUUAGAAUUGAUGGGGACAUUGCUCUGGGGGGCCUUUUCCCUGUGCAUGCACGGGGUGGGUCUGCUGCUAACUGUGGAGAGCUGAAGAAAGAAAAAGGAAUACACAGGUUAGAAGCGAUGUUGUUUGCCUUAGAUAGGAUCAACAAUGAUCAAGAACUUCUUCCAAAUAUCACGCUGGGUGCUCGGAUCCUGGAUACUUGUUCCAGAGACACCCAUGCCUUGGAGCAGUCAUUGACAUUUGUGCAAGCUUUGAUUGAUAAGGAUAGCACUGAUGUGAAGUGUAUGAGUGGAGGACCACCAAUCAUUACCAAGCCAGAACGAGUGGUGGGAGUUAUAGGUGCUUCAGGAAGUUCUGUAUCUAUAAUGGUGGCCAACAUACUUCGUCUUUUUAAGAUUCCUCAGAUAAGCUAUGCAUCCACAGCCCCAGAGCUCAGUGACAACAGCAGGUACGACUUCUUCUCUCGUGUGGUCCCAUCUGACACCUUUCAGUCACAGGCCAUGGUUGAUAUUGUCAAAGCAUUACGAUGGAAUUAUGUUUCUACUCUUGCUUCUGAAGGAAGCUAUGGAGAGAGUGGAGUGGAAGCCUUCAUACAGAAAUCACGGGAAGACGGUGGAGUCUGCGUAGCCCAGUCCCUGAAGAUUCCACGAGAUCCAAAACAAGCAGAGUUCGACAAAAUUAUCAAGCGUCUUCUGGAAACUCCCAAUGCACGUGGAGUCAUUAUAUUUGCAAAUGAAGAUGAUAUCAGGCGAGUGCUAGAGGCAACUAAAAGAGCCAAUCAGACUGGUCACUUCCUGUGGGUUGGAUCUGACAGCUGGGGCUCCAAAGUGACGCCAGUGCUGAAACAGGAGGAGGUGGCAGCAGGAGCUGUUACCAUCCUUCCUAAGAGAGUUUCAGUCCAAGGUUUUGAUAGAUACUUCAUGAGCCGUACUCUGGAGAAUAACAGAAGAAACAUCUGGUUUGCAGAAUUUUGGGAAGCAAACUUCAACUGCAAGUUGAGCCGACAUGGAUUUAAACGAGGGAGUCACGUUAAAAAGUGUACAGGCUUGGAACGAAUUGGCCGGAAUAAUUCUUAUGAACAAGAGGGGAAAGUACUGUUUGUUAUCGAUGCAGUUUAUGCCAUGGCACAUGCUUUGCACAACAUGCACAAAGACCUCUGCCGUGGAUAUGUCGGACUUUGUUCCAAAAUGGAUCCCAUUGAUGGCAAGAUCCUCCUUGAAUACAUCCGUAAAGUGAACUUCUCUGGAAGCGCAGGAAUCCCUGUGACCUUUAAUGAAAAUGGAGAUGCUCCUGGACGUUACGAUAUUUAUCAGUACCAAAUCAAGGACAAUUUCACACGUACCUAUUCAGUCAUUGGACAGUGGGUGAAUAAACUUCAUUUAAACAUUCGUACAAUGAAAUGGCCGUCGGGAUCCCGACAAAUCCCAGCGUCCAUUUGUAGCCUCCCGUGCAAACCAGGCGAGAGAAAGAAAAUUGUUAAGGGUAUUCCCUGCUGUUGGCACUGUGAACUGUGCGAUGGGUACCAAUACCAGGUGGAUAAGUACAACUGCAAAGUCUGCCACUUUGACAUGCGACCCAAUGAGAACCACACAGGAUGUCGCGCAAUUCCCAUAGUUAAACUGGAAUGGUAUUCCCCUUGGGCAAUUGCACCUGUAUUUUUUGCUAUUAUUGGAAUCAUUGCUACAUUGUUUGUUGUCAUUACCUUCAUACGUUAUAACGACACACCGAUAGUGAAGGCAUCUGGUCGAGAAUUAAGUUAUGUGCUUCUCACAGGAAUUUUCCUCUGUUACGCCAUUACCUUCCUAAUGAUAGCAGAGCCGGAUGUAACCGUCUGUUCCUUGCGACGCAUCUUCCUUGGGUUAGGAAUGAGUAUUAGCUACGCAGCUCUGCUCACGAAGACCAACAGGAUAUAUCGGAUAUUCGAGCAAGGCAAGAAAUCAGUCACUGCUCCCAGGUUUAUUAGUCCAGCCUCACAACUUAUGAUCACUUUCAGUUUUAUCUCAGUGCAACUGUUGGGAGUCUGUAUCUGGUUUAUUGCUGACCCUCCCCACUCCUACAUCGACUACGACGACCAAAAGACUGCCAAUCCCCAGUUUGCUCGUGGAAUUCUCAAAUGUGAUAUUUCUGAUCUGUCUCUCAUCUGUUUACUUGGAUAUAGCAUGCUCCUCAUGGUCACAUGCACCGUGUAUGCCAUCAAAACCAGAGGGGUUCCAGAGACCUUCAAUGAGGCCAAACCUAUCGGAUUUACCAUGUACACCACCUGCAUUGUCUGGUUAGCCUUCAUUCCAAUAUUUUUUGGGACUGCUCAGUCUGCAGAAAAGAUGUAUAUUCAAACCACCACUUUGACUAUUUCCAUAAAUCUGAGUGCUUCUGUGUCGCUCGGCAUGCUGUAUAUGCCCAAAGUUUAUGUAAUCCUCUUCCACCCAGAGCAGAAUGUGCAGAGGCGCAAGCGCAGUCUGAAAGCUGUGGUGACAGCGGCCACAAUGUCCAACAAGUUUACCCAGAAAGGAAACCUCCGUCCUAAUGGCGAAGCCAAAACUGAACUAUGUGAAAGUCUCGAAACCCAAGCAUUAGCUACUAAACAAACAUACGUCAGCUACAGCAAUCAUGCAAUCUGAAUGAAUGUGACACUCCAUCAGGGUCUUUCGAGAUUUCGAAGUGAAAAAAGACAGAUGCAUCAUUGGUCUGGAUAUCCACUUACAGACGCCAGCAGCAGCCAUUGCAGAGUUCCCAACAGACUGAUAGUAAAAGGAUUAUAUCCAAGCUUAACAUUCACUGGGAGACCCAAAAUAUCAAGAUGACAUACUGCACAGAAGAAAGAUGACUAUUCCUCCAUCUUUUGAUUCCUUAAGAUUUGUCAACAGAAUUAACUCCCUAAAUCUUGUGAAGUUGUCUGUGAUUGUGUCAGAGUUGUUUUUAUUUCUAUUGAUUUUGAACUUAAAUCUAUGUGUUGCAAAAUGAAAUAUGUCUAAGUGCUCACCAAAUAGAUGGCAAGUUAAUGUAUGUGACAUACUGACUGAAAAAACAAUGUCUGCUUUAUGUCCUGACCAAUCAAAAGUACAGUGCCUGGUUGUUUAUGAAUACGUAAUGGAAAG
Messenger RNA from Mobula hypostoma (lesser devil ray), 3907 nucleotides. Its product is annotated as metabotropic glutamate receptor 4-like. The record is from RefSeq and is a predicted model, not a curated record. NCBI's taxonomy places the organism in Eukaryota, Metazoa, Chordata, Chondrichthyes, Myliobatiformes, Myliobatidae. Bases 686 to 3430 code for a protein of 914 amino acids. Gene Ontology annotation, biological process: G protein-coupled glutamate receptor signaling pathway; regulation of synaptic transmission, glutamatergic. Gene Ontology annotation, molecular function: adenylate cyclase inhibiting G protein-coupled glutamate receptor activity. Gene Ontology annotation, cellular component: plasma membrane. The transcript has 11 exons.